UUGAUUUUGUGUUUUUUUCAGGAUAGAAGGUAUAUUCGCUUGACGGUUGAUGAUCCUGUGAGUAAUUAAGGUGGUAUUAAUUGCAUACUUUCUUGAUUUGGGUUCAUUGUGAUCCAUGGGGAUCUUCGAAGAAAUGGGAUUUAAACGGAAAUCUUGAUUUCCUUUCGGCUCCCAACUGCGAUGGAGAACGGGCUCCUGAAACCGAACAAGACGCACCCAUGGAGGAAGAUUACAGUGAGAAGAAAUGGACGUUGAUGAGCUCGAAAGGAGGAUGCGGCGAGACCGGAUGCUUUUAAGGUGGCUCAAAGAUCAAAGCAAAGGUUCUACAGGAAGUGCUAAGUUUGUAUUCUGUACCAGAAGCUUCGUUUGCCAAAGCUUGCAUCAUCAUAGAUAAGAUGGGGAAAAUACCCAUGGAGGAGAUCAAGAAAGAGCUGAAGUUGGUUGAUUUAUCAAAUGAAGCUAUUGAGGAUCUAUUGCAAGUUCUUUCCAUGAAGUCUUUAACGGAGUUGGAAGAUUCUUGCACAAAUACACGAAUCGAGGACUGUUACAUUGUGUCCGGGGACGAUUGUGUAGCCGUGAAGAGCGGUUGGGAUGAGUACAGGAUCGCAUACGGUAUGCAGACCCAACAACUUGUAAUCCGACGGCUCACGUGCAUUUCACCAACGACUGCGGUCAUUGCUUUAGGAAGUGAAAUGUCGGGCGGCAUUCAAGACGUCCGAGCCGAAGAAGUAGCCAUCAACUCCAAGUCAGGAGUCCGGAUCAAAACCGGUGUCGGAAGAGGAGGGUUCGUGAAGGACAUAUACGUAAAAGGGUUCACCAUGCACACAAUGAAAUGGCCGUUUUGGAUGAUGGGUAACUACGGGUCCCACCUUGAUGACAAUUGGGACCCGAAUGCGAUCCCCGUUAUCUAAAACAUAAACUACCGAGACAUGGUGGCGGAAAAUGUCACCAUGGCGGCUAGAUUGGAGGAAAAGUUGCCGAAGAUGUUAAAGUUCAUAUGUGUUAUUACAAACCAAACUACAAUUUGAAAUGUAAACUUUUGAUUUCAGUAUAAUGAAUUUGAUCGUCAUUAAUC
Messenger RNA from Helianthus annuus (common sunflower), 1075 nucleotides. Its product is annotated as probable polygalacturonase. The record is from RefSeq and is a predicted model, not a curated record. Lineage: Eukaryota; Viridiplantae; Streptophyta; Magnoliopsida; Asterales; Asteraceae. Bases 396 to 911 code for a protein of 171 amino acids. Gene Ontology annotation, molecular function: polygalacturonase activity. The transcript is spliced from 4 exons. Gene Ontology annotation, biological process: carbohydrate metabolic process.